UCUGCUUCAGGUUUCCGGAUUUUAGCUUUAUUUGUCCUGUUACUUGUGGCCGAUGUCAAAUCUUCAGCAGAUUCUCAGCUAUGUGAACCUUGUGGACCCCGAGGACCUCCAGGACCCAGGGGUCCUCCAGGGCUACUUGGUUUAGCAGGACCCCCAGGUGUAACAGGACCAAGAGGUAUACCUGAGGUGCCUGGAGCAGUUGAGAAAUGCCCAUGUCUACCUCAAUCUGCCUUUUCCGUCAAGCUGAGUGGGCCUCUCCCAGGACCCUCCCAGCCCAUUGUCUUCCAGGAAGUUCUGUACAAUCGUCAGGGCCACUUUGACCUGGCCACUGCAGUGUUCGCCUGCGGCGUCCCUGGCGUGUACCACUUUGGCUUUGACAUUGCAUUGUUUCAGAAUGCUGUCAAGGAUGCUUUCCCCACCCACUCUGCUUGCCGAUGCCCACUCUUCCCAGGAGGUUCAGCUGAAGCAUCCGUCACCUUCCCUAUGAAGCCCUGCCUGAUCACCACCUCCUGCCCUUCCCCGACCCUAGGUCCUGGAGCGCGACGGACAAUCUUAUUAUUCUGUAUGUCCCCACGGUUUAGCAGGGGAUUUGCAUAUUGUAAGCCUGCAUUCCGAGCUUUCCCCAUGUGAUGGUGUAAUGGCCAUUGGAAGCCUAUGAGCAUCCUCCUGGAAAAACAACAAGAGACUCUGUAAAGACCACCACGUUCCUGAUCACCUCUUUAAAGCCUUUCUACAGUUCUCUCCCACCACCUCGCCCUCCAGAACCGACAACUACACAGGUGGCAGAUGGUAUCUAGAGUAAUUUGCCUCCCUCACGAGAGCUCUUCAAAGCCAUAGUGUGUUAUGCGACUCACAUUGUGUCACAUAAAACAGGUGCUCCGUAGACAACUUUCAAGUUGAAUUCAACCAAGGAAGAUGAGAUGGGGGUGGGAUCAACUGCCCCCCAACCAAUUCAACUGACCUUAUUUUAUUACUCUCAAAAAAGAAAGCUCCCAGAGUACAUUUCACCUAUGAGUCAAUCAAUGGACUUGUGCUUUACCCACGGUAUCUGGAUUCAUGGUAGUAACCUACAGCAACGGUUCUCAGUCUUAACCUUGCCUCUACAGGAAAAAUUUCUGGAAAAUUCCCUGAUGGUCCAGUGGUUAGGACUCUGUGAUUUCACUGCCAAGGGUGAGGGUUCAAUCCCUGGUUGGGGAACUAAGAUCUUGUAAGCUGCGUAGCGAGGCCGAAAAAAAAAGUUCUGGGAAGCUUUCAAAACUCCCAAUGCCCCUGUCACACACCCAACCAAUUCACACAGAAGAUCUUGAGGGUGGGACCCAUGCAUCAGUUUUUUAAAGCUUUCCAGAAGUUUCUGGUAUGCGGCCAAAGUGGAGAAACACUAUUGUAAAGUAAUCCAGAGCUGUAUGAUCCCGAUCAAGGAUUCCAUCACUUUCCUUUUUUUUAAAAUUGAAGUAUAGUUGAUUUACAAUGUUGUGUUAGUUUCAGGU
Physeter macrocephalus (sperm whale) is the source of this 1487-nucleotide messenger RNA. RefSeq names its product protein HP-25 homolog 1-like. NCBI's taxonomy places the organism in Eukaryota, Metazoa, Chordata, Mammalia, Artiodactyla, Physeteridae. The record is from RefSeq and is a predicted model, not a curated record. The annotation marks the transcript as partial. The transcript is spliced from 5 exons. Gene Ontology annotation, molecular function: protein binding.